Messenger RNA from Hylaeus volcanicus, 1746 nucleotides. RefSeq lists its product as uncharacterized. The transcript is spliced from 2 exons. The coding region runs from base 11 to 1501 and encodes 496 amino acids. Lineage: Eukaryota; Metazoa; Arthropoda; Insecta; Hymenoptera; Colletidae. The record is from RefSeq and is a predicted model, not a curated record.
CAGUGCAAAGAUGAAGUGUGUUCUGUUAUUAAUCGUCAUUUUCGCAGCCGCGGCUUACGCCCGACAUCUACCUCAGUCACAACAUCAUGGUCACCAUGGUCAAAAGGCUGUAUUGAAAUUCCAUCACUACCAUGGCCACCACAAACAUCACGACCAUCCUACUCACCAUAAAGGGGUCUCAAACAAUAAAAAUAGUGACGAAAAUUUCGAAAAUCAAUGGGCCAAAAACGAAGAGCAAGAACACCAUUCAGCUCACGUUGGAGGAACUCACGAAUCAUCGUCCGUAAAACAAUCUCAAUCGGAGAACAAAGUUACACAAUCCUCAAGUACACACAACAGUCACACUCAUGAAUCGAAAACAGCAGUAUCCGAAUCCAAAUCCUCACACCAGGAAAGCAAAUCAGUAGGACGAAAGAGCAGCCAACGUCGAAGCCAGGCACGAGCUCAAGAGCAACAACAAUCUCAAUCUGAAAGGCAACAACAGCACUCUGUGUCGGUAAGCAAGGGAAGCUCACACUCCAGUGGAAAGAGCAGCCAAAGUCAAAGCCAGGCUCAAGCACAACAACAAGAACAAUCUCAACAACAACAACAAGCUCAGCAACAACAACAAUCUCAAGCUGAAAGCCAACAACAGGACUCUAUAUCGGCAAGCAAGGGAAGCUCAGCCUCCAGUCAAAGCCAGGCCCAAGCUCAACAGCAACAACAAUCUCAAGCUCAAAGCCAACAAGAAGACUCUGUGUCCGUAAGCAAGGGAAGCUCGGCCUCCAGUCAAAGCCAGGCCCAAGCUCAACAGCAACAACAAUCUCAAGCUCAAAGCCAACAAGAAGACUCUGUGUCCGUAAGCAAGGGAAGCUCAGCCUCCAGUCAAAGCCAGGCCCAAGCUCAACAGCAACAACAAUCUCAAGCUGAAAGCCAACAACAGGACUCUAUAUCGGCAAGCAAGGGAAGCUCACACUCCAGUCAAAGCCAGGCACAAGCUCAACAGCAACAACAAUCUCAAGCUCAAAGCCAGGAACAGGACUCUUUGUCGGCAAGCAAGGGAAGCUCAGCCUCCAGUCAAAGCCAGGCCCAAGCUCAACAGCAACAACAAUCUCAAGCUCAAAGCCAGGAACAGGACUCUUUGUCGGUAAGCAGGGGAAGCUCAUCCUCCAAUGAAAAAAGCAGCCAGAUGCAACGGCAAGAACAAGAAGCUGAACAGGAAGAGGACUCAGAAUUGUCUGAGUCUAGCUCCGUAAGUCAUGGUGGCAAAUCAAGUGCAAGAAGAAGCCACUCAUCACACGAACGUCAUACUUCUAAAGGAAAACAUUCAGAGUCUUCACACAAAGUGGAAUCACAUUCAAGUCAUUCUUCCAGUCAUUCCGAACAUGGAUAUCACUCAACUGAAGUUGAAUCUGAUCAGGAAAAGUCGGUUGUUGGCGUAGACAAGAAAUGGAAAAGGCCAGCCUUGAAACUUAAAUUGAGUGAAAAACAUUUGUCGCUUAACAAAAUCAAAGUUCACUAAGUAGCAAUGUGAUGGAUUUAUAGAAUGAAUUCUUAUUUUAUGGAUUACAGCAUUUUUACACUGACCGGCUUAUAUGUAAGGAAUACGUUAGAUGAUGUAAUGUUCAACGAUAUGUUGAUACUGAUUAUUACGAUUAUUUAUAUAUUUCGUAAUUUGCUAGAUUUGCAGUAGAUGUUAGUAUAAUGUAAUAGAUUUAGCUGUGCAACGCUUUGUAAUAAAUUGAAAUUGAUAUAUUUACAGCCAUA